AAGGUUCAAAAGUGUUGACAAAUGAGUGAUCUGUUCCACAUGAGAAUUAGUGUCUUCUCUGUACCUUGGCAAGAAAUUUGAAUGCAGAGGGUUAAAGUGGGGGAAAAAACCCAAACCCAGAAACAUUGUUGACUGGAUAGAUUUGUUUUCAACAUGAAUCGUGCUUUUAGCAGGAAGAAAGACAAAACAUGGAUGCACACUCCUGAAGCCUUAUCAAAGCAUUAUAUUCCCUAUAAUGCAAAGUUUCUUGGCAGUACAGAAGUGGAACAGCCCAAAGGCACCGAAGUUGUAAGAGAUGCUGUUAGAAAAUUAAAGUUUGCAAGACAUAUCAAGAAAUCUGAAGGCCAGAAGACCCCCAAAGUUGAAUUACAAAUCUCAAUCUAUGGUGUAAAAAUUCUAGAUCCAAAAACAAAGGAAGUCCAGCACAACUGUCAACUCCAUAGGAUAUCAUUUUGUGCCGAUGAUAAAACUGACAAGAGAAUAUUUACUUUCAUAUGCAAAGACUCAGAAUCAAAUAAGCAUCUGUGCUAUGUAUUUGACAGUGAAAAGUGUGCGGAAGAGAUAACUUUAACAAUUGGUCAAGCAUUUGACUUAGCUUACAGGAAAUUUCUGGAAUCUGGAGGAAAAGAUGUUGAAACAAGAAAACAAAUAGCAGGUUUACAGAAAAGAAUUCAAGAAUUAGAAACUGAAAACACAGAACUGAAAAAUAAAGUUCAAGAUCUGGAAAACCAGUUAAGAAUAACACAAGUACAUGCAUCUCCACUGCUGCACAUAAAGUGUGAUAAUGAUGAACAUAUGUUUCAAAGACCCUCUACUUUUUUCUGGUGUAACAAUGAGGAUUCACCUCCUUGUUUAGAUAUCUCUUCCAUUACGCUUACUCCUAGGAGUUCUCCUGACUCUAGACUAUCAUCUGGAUUGUUAAUACCACCACCUUCAAAAAGUGGUCUUCCAAAGCCAACCAGUGAAUACAGCUGCCCAAGACCUCGUGCAGGCAGUGUGACACCUAAAUCACCCUCUACUGACAUCUUUGAUAUGGUUCCCUUUUCUCCCAUAUCCCCUCAGUCAUCAACACCUACUCGCAAUGGUACACAGCCUCCUCCAGUACCCAGUAGAUCUACAGAGAUCAAGAGAGACCUUUUUGGAGCAGAACCUUUUGACCCUUUUAGCUGUGGAGCAGGAGAUUUCCCUCCAGACAUUCAGUCCAAACUAGAUGAGAUGCAGGAGGGGUUCAAAAUGGGAUUAACUCUUGAAGGCACAGUAUUUUGUCUUGACCCACUAGACAGCAGGUGCUGAUGCCAAGGAACUAAUUGUGAAAUUCCUACACAGUGGUUUGUUUUUUUUAAUUCUGAAUACGUAUUCACAGAUACUAUCCAUGUGCCAAAAAUUGCUUUUUUCAACAUGUAAACUCUUGUGAGGUUUUGCUUCUGUAAAAAUCCAAUUUAGUUCCAGUCUUUCCCUGUACAAAUGUAAAAAGUUGUAUUUGUUUAUGAAAUAUGAAUUAAAUUACGCUGUUGUGUUUCUUUCUCUCACACUUUGGCCCAAGUUUACCACGUUUUAUGACUAUUAGCCUGAGAAGUUCUUCAGAAAGCUCACACAUACCUCUUUUUGUUUGCAGACGUGCAAGCAUGAUUUUUAGAUAAUACUUCACUUGGCAGCAUUUUGAAAUUAAGGUCUUAAGCCAUUAUUUAAUAUUCAAGCAGUAAAAUGAUUAAUAUCUAGUACAAAAAGUUUAAAUUGCAGUGAAAAAGCAGAAAAUACUAACCAUUAAUACGUACUUAAAAGGUAAAUCUGGAUACCAUGUAAUUGAUUUCUAUUACUGUGUAUGAUUACUAUGCUGUAUAUAGGUUGUUAUUAGUUUAUAAAAUUACGUCCUUAAUUCAUGUUCUGGAAACUAACAAAUUCUUAGUAUGCUAAUUAGUGUUUAAUGAACGUAGAAGAACUGCUAAAUUGCAGAAUGGACAAAGUAACUGCCCUUUGUUUUGGUAUUUUAUAGCUGAACUGUAAAGUAUAUAAUUUGGAAUUCAUUACAUGAUAACCAUAACUUAAAAAGAAGAUUAUGGUGUUGCAUUUACUUAGGAAUUUACGUAAUAUUGUGUAUAAGCAGGCACUCUGUGUUUACUGUAAGUUACUUUCAACACCUGAGUGUUUAAGUCAGGCUUUGUUGAGUAUUUUUUUCACUGUCUGCUUCAAUGUUGUAUGUCUUACUAUAAUUUUGAAGCUUGCUGCAAGAAUUCAAUAUAAGUUAGUAAGUCCUUCAUACCUACUGGUUGUUCAUGUUACAGAAAUAACGACACACCAAAAUUUUCAGCUGCUAGUGAGUUGAACGCUGACUUGUCUAUGCAUAUUCUUCAUUAAUCUUUAGCAUAAGCAAUAAAAUACCAUCUUAAACCUAUCUCAGAAAAUUAUUAUCAUUAGUGUUUUGAUGCCCUAACUCCACAUUAGUUCAAUUCAAAAACUUUAAAAACUCUCAUAUUUUACCCUCAAAACAUACAGAUGUGGAAAAAACCAAAAUUUCAGAAUUUUUUUUAAUGUAUUGUCUUUCCUUUUUCAUGAGAGGUUUUUUGUGAUACUUAUGGUUUUGUCCUUAGUGGUUAGAGUUUACACCAAAAAUGCAUUUUGCAAAUUUGUCAUCACAUGUAUAUCUUUAUGCCUUGUUCAACAAAGUACUUCUGCAUAUACCUUUGAAGUCCACUGAAAUGAAUGGGAUUAUUCCUCUGCAGAGUUUGACGUAUGCUCAGGUACCUUGCUGCAUGGGGGCCUUAAUGUCCUACGUUACAUUAGUCUUCCUCUCUCUUGGUUCAACAUUCAUGUAGAGUAUUAUAUAUAAAUAUAUAUAUUAAAAUAUAUAAAAUCACUAACAAAUAGAGUAGUAUAUGUUUCAUAAAGAAAAGUCUUUAUAAUUUUGUUUGUCAUAUAGUAUUUUGGAAUUUGUAUAAUGAGGAUGUUUAGUAGCCAUAGCAAUGGCCUUUUUUAACAAAUAGAAUUUGUAUUUUUAUUGUACUUUAAAAAGCUUUACAUAAUAAGCAUCUAUUUAGUGGUCAUUUAUUAUCAAUGGUAACACUAAGAUAAUAUUUGCACAUUUUAAGAAACCUUUUUCGUUACUGAUUUUUAUGAUAGUUGACUGCAAAUGGCAUGGUUAAAUAUUACAUACCUAGUCAACCCAUACAAAAAUACUUAAAUCAACACAACGGUGCAUUUUUAAUGAAAAGGUUAUGUGAUCCAGUUGGAAACUGUAUUUCUAUGUAAUCUCAAAUGUCUGUUUAAUUUUGCCUAAAAUAAAUGUUUUUAAA
Gavia stellata (red-throated loon) is the source of this 3290-nucleotide messenger RNA. It is a transcript of the gene GULP1, whose product is annotated as GULP PTB domain containing engulfment adaptor 1. The transcript is spliced from 12 exons. NCBI's taxonomy places the organism in Eukaryota, Metazoa, Chordata, Aves, Gaviiformes, Gaviidae. The record is from RefSeq and is a predicted model, not a curated record. Bases 154 to 1293 code for a protein of 379 amino acids.